Messenger RNA from Trypanosoma rangeli, 900 nucleotides. RefSeq names its product putative nucleosome assembly protein. Gene Ontology annotation, cellular component: chromatin; nucleus. Lineage: Eukaryota; Euglenozoa; Kinetoplastea; Trypanosomatida; Trypanosomatidae. Gene Ontology annotation, biological process: nucleosome assembly. Gene Ontology annotation, molecular function: chromatin binding; histone binding. Bases 1 to 900 code for a protein of 299 amino acids. The transcript has a single exon. The record is from RefSeq and is a predicted model, not a curated record.
AUGACGGCUUCUGUGGCGACGGGCACUCUGGCUCGUGAGCUGCAGGCGCAGAUUGAUGUGCUACAGGCGGAGUUGCACAAGUGUGUCAGGAAGAUUGUGAUUGGGGGCAACUUAAGGAGGAACCUCCACUACACGGCCCGACACGAGCUGAUUGUAAAGGCAAUUGCGAGCGGUGAGCUUCCCCGCACCUUCUGGGCGGAUGCCAUCAUUGUGGCGCUUGAAACCACUGAGGAAGCGGGCAGCGAAGGAGGCCGCCUGCUUGGCACCUACGACGCCGCGCUGCUGCGGGAGCACCUGCGGGAUAUGAGGGUGGAGUACACAGAAGCGGGUAUGAGGGUCACGCUGGAGUUCGCACCCAACCCCUUCUUUGAGGAGACGGUUUUGUGGGGGGAGGACCGCCACUACGCGGUCGACAACGACGAGGGGGAGGUGGAUAAAGAAAAGGAAGAUAACUGCGAGGGUAAGCAUAAGGACGACAACGACGUCAGGGAUGAUGAAGGUGACGUGGAUGAUGUCUGCCGCUUUUCUGGCGUCACGUGGAAGCCGGGUCACGGCCCCGAAGACGUCAGCGACGGCGACAACGCGGACGCGGACACAACUAAGCGCGGCGCGGGCCUGAAGCGCGAACGGUCGCCGCUGACAACGCGGGGGUGGAGUUUUUUGGAGGUGUUCAGCAAAAUGCUGCCGCACCCAGAGGACGACGAGGCGUUUGACGAUGCGGAUGAGGACGAGCUUGCUGAUGCCGUAGAGAACUGGGAGUCGGAGAUGGAGGACCGCAGGGAUUUGCUCCUGACAUUGGUGGAGGACGUCUGGCGCGACCCCGUUGCCGCCUUCACGAGGUAUGGGGAGGGGCGGGACAACAGCAGUGGGCCGGAGCUGCAGAAGACGAGGCCAGAGUAA